Messenger RNA from Lycium ferocissimum, 1689 nucleotides. RefSeq lists its product as uncharacterized. Bases 1 to 1689 code for a protein of 562 amino acids. The transcript has 2 exons. Lineage: Eukaryota; Viridiplantae; Streptophyta; Magnoliopsida; Solanales; Solanaceae. The record is from RefSeq and is a predicted model, not a curated record.
AUGGCUAGAAGACCAAGGAAGCAGAAAUCAGUUGAGCAUCCGAAGAAAGCAAAAGUGGAGGAGAACUACCACCAAGAACCACGACAUCCCGUGACUUUGGGGGAAUUCCUACCAAGCUGGUUUCGCAAUAAGACUGCUCGAGACAACAUUGAGGCAUCAUGCUUCAAUACUGAUAAAGAUGAAGCAAAUGAUGAAAGCCUAUCAACAUUGUCUCUAUCAUCAUCUGAAAAGCCUAUUGAAUCUUCUUCGAAAGAGGUACACACAUGUGAUACAAGAAUCACAUUCACAGAUAACGAUUUUUUACUUGGUGAAACACCACACAAUCGUCCAUUGUACAUGGUGGGCUAUGCCCUCGAGAAGAGGAUAAACAUAAUAUUGAUAAAUGAUGGAUCUGGAGUUAACAUUCUUCCUAUUCGCACAAUGAAGGAACUUGGCAUCACAACUGAAGAACUUUCUGAAAGCCGCUUGAUGAUACAAGGAUUCAAUCAAGGGGGGCAACGAGCCAUAGGUGCUAUCAAAGUAGAUAUCACCAUCAAAGAUUUGCCAUCAAGUGUAUGGAUGCAUGUCAUCGACGCAAAGACUUCGUAUAAUAUGUUGCUUGGCAAGCCAUGGAUACACGAGAACAAAGUUGUCCCAUCCUCCUACUAUCAGUGUUUGAAGUAUCUCGAAGGUAGUGUCAAAAAGAAGAUAGUUGUUGAUGAUAAGCUAUUUACUGAAGCAGAGUCACACUUCGUCGAUGCGAAGUUCUACUUGAAGAACUACAUUAUGAGAGAAGUAAAAGUCGACGACAUCGCAACGACCGACCGUGAGAAGGUCGCAACUAAAAGAGCUGAUGAGACUAUUGGAAAAGCUGGAGUCGAUGCUGAGGUGCCGCACCCCAGCUUUGAUCCAAAUGCUUACAAGUUAUUUGUCAAGGCUGGGCACAACCCCAAUGAGCCUUCAAAGUUAGGGAAAAUUCCAUCAGCAGCUAUCAUGAUGCAAUCACAUAAAGGUUUGGGAUACAAACAACCUCCGCCAGUUUGCAUCUCCAUCAGAAGGACAAGUACCAACCAUAUCACUGUGGAAGAUGAGUCUGUUGCUUCCAACAAAAGGCCUUUAGUGUUUGAUCGUCUUGGAAAGUCGACCACAAAAGCUUCUAUGUUUGAGAGAUUGAGGCCGUUGAAGCUGAAGAAGAAGAGGAAGAACAAGUUCCACAAAGAUUAUCAAAGCGUUAAAAUGCUCGCUUUACCUAGAACCCAGAAGGAUAUACAAAGUUUGAUUCCUUCGAGAAUGAGGCGACAAACAAACCUUAUAGUUUCAUGUGGGGAAGUGCUAAAAGAAAAGUCUCACACCGUGGUGUAUACCAAGGAGCGUGACGAAGAUGAGGAAAGUGUAGGUUCUUCAUAUCAUAUUACUAUACAAAGUGAUCAAGAUACUUCAUUUCAGAUGGAGGUUGCCGAGAAGUUGGAGGACAUCUCCGCGUGUUACCAUAUAUCUUUCAAUGAUAGUGAUUCUCAAGAGAAUGAAGAUGCUAGAGAUGCUCCUUCAGAACUUGAAGAAGGGGUGAAGACCACAGUAGACUCCUUGAAAGAAGUUAAUCUUGGUACUGAUGAAGACCCAAGGCCCACCUACCUAAGUGCUUUUCUAACAGCUAAUGAAGAAGACACUUACAUUGAAAUACUCAAAGAGUAUAGGGAUGUUUUUGCUUGA